CCCUUAUCCCCUGUAUUUUGUUUCCCUCCUUUUCUCCUUUUUAGAUUUUACAACUGUUGAAUAGUAUACUUUUGCAAGCAUCCUAAGCUAGGUGUUUAACUUAAGUAAAAUUGGGAAUGUGUUGUUGAACUGAAUACAAUCUCCAAAUCUUCUUCACCGGGGAAACACAGGAAACACAGAAACGGACUCUUUAAGAGCCUAAGAAAAACGAAAAUGGUGAGUGGGGCAGCCUCAGCAUGCUAUUCUGACAAAGAGAGAGAGAGAGGGACCAAUGUGAAUAAAAUCAAUACACUGCAAACUUAUGGACCUUAAACUCAAUAGGCCAGAUAGGCGAUUCCUCUGUCUCUGACUCUGCUUCUAUCUUGUUUUCCUCCCCUAAUUAUACACUGCAAACAGCUCUGUUUACUUAAAGUUGAGAUAGUACCACGUCAGUCUUUUUUUCUCAUCUUAUACCUUGAUAAGCUAAGCUCCCUUCAGCAUUAUAUCAACUUCACUUCUGCCUGAGACUCAAAACCAGCUCAAGAUUUACAAGAAGAAUCCAUGGGCUUCAAGAGGAGCAAUUCCCACUGCUUCAGCUUUCUCCUUCUUGUUUUCCUUAUGGUUCCUUCACUAGCUCUCAACACUGAUGGGGUCCUCUUGCUUUCUUUCAAACAUGCCAUCCUCAGUGACCCAUUGUCAGUCUUGCAAAGCUGGAACCGUGAUGAUAAAACGCCAUGCGCAUGGACAGGAGUAACCUGCACUGAAAUUGGGCUUCCAGGAACACCAGAUAGGUUAAGGGUGACCAGCUUGGUUCUCCCUAACAGCCAUCUUCAUGGUUCAAUAUCGGAAGACCUUGGCCAUAUUCAACACCUUAGCCACUUGGAUCUAUCAAGCAACAGUUUUAAUGGAACUUUGCCAAGCUCCAUCUUUAACUCAACUGAGCUUCAGGUACUCUCUUUGUCCGGUAAUCUCAUCUCCGGUUCGUUGCCCGAGUCUAUUGGUGCCCUGGGUAGUCUUCAGCUCUUGAAUCUCUCUCAUAAUGCCUUGGCUGGGAAGGUACCUGAAAAUUUGACAGCUUUGCAGAACUUAAGUGUUGUGUCUUUAAAGGGCAACUAUUUGUCAGGUAAUAUACCUAGCGGUUUCGAUUCAGUUGAGGCUCUGGAUCUGUCAUCGAAUCUGUUUAACGGGUCUCUCCCUUUGGAUCUUGGUGGUGUUCAUUUAAAUUAUUUGAACUUGUCUUACAACAAGAUUUCAGGGUCAAUAUCACCAGAGUUUGCAAAGAAACUUCCUCAGAAUGCCACUAUUGAUCUUUCAUUCAAUAAUUUAAGUGGGGCAAUUCCAGAGUCUGUAGCUUUGCUUAAUCAGAAAAUGGAGUUCUUUUCAGGUAAUUUUGAUCUAUGUGGGAAGCCAUUGAAAACCCUUUGCGCAGUUCCUUCAACACUUUCUACUCCUCCAAAUAUGUCCCAAUCCAUAUCACCAGCAAUUGCAGUGAUACCAAAUACAGUAGUCUCAACCCCGGUAACAAGCUCAUCACCGAACAACAUUCAAAACCAAGCACGAGGCAGUCUAAAACCAGGCACCAUAGCAGCCAUAGCUGUUGCAGACUUAGCUGGUAUAUCCAUUCUCGGCAUGAUCAUUCUUUACGUUUAUCAACUCAAGAAGCGAAAAGAUCAUCUCGACGAUCCAAGCACCGCAGCAACAAGCUGCAACGUCUUAAAACAACCGAAAGUCAUUGUCUCGAAAACAAAUGUGGAAUUAAGAACAAAAAUGCCACCACCACCACCAUCAUCGUCAUCAUCACCACCAUGUUCAUGUUCAUGCAUGAAGUUAAAACUGAUAGAAACAUCGGAGACUAACAGUUCUGAUAGUGACCUGGAAGAGAAAAACCAAGUCAUAAACGUGAACCAAAGACCAGGGAAGCUGGUGACAGUGGAUGGGGAAACAGAGUUGGAGUUAGAGACAUUGUUGAAGGCAUCGGCUUAUAUAUUGGGGACGAGUGGUUGGAGCAUUGUUUACAAGGCAGUGCUGGAGAAUGGGACUGCAUUUGCAGUAAGAAGGAUAGGGGAGAGUUCAGUGGAGAGGUUAAAGGAUUUUGAAAGCCAUGUUAGGAUGAUAGCCAAGUUGAGGCACCCAAACUUGGUAAAGAUUCGAGGGUUUUACUGGGGAGAUGCUGAGAAGCUUGUUAUCUAUGACUACGUCUCCAACGGCAGCCUCGCCUGCACCACUACCGCUUACAGAAGAUCAGGCUCAUCAUCAGUUUGGCAUUUACCUCUUGAAGCCCGUCUUAAAAUAGCAAGAGGAGUGGCUCGGGGACUGGCCUACAUUCAUGAAAAGAAACAAGUUCAUGGCAAUAUCAAACCAACCAACAUCCUUUUGGAUUCCAAUAUGGAGCCCAUAAUAAGUGAUCUGGGUCUAGACCGCCUUCUCUCUCGCAACGGCGCUACCUACAAACCAAACAAUUCUUCAUCAAUCAGGUUUCUAAGCAGCCAACGGUCCACAGCUUCUCGUGAUGCUCCAUCUGACCACCCCACAACCCCAACCAAUCCUAGCCCCCAUGCGGCUGCCACUUGUUCCACGCCCUAUCAAGCACUAGAAUCAUUGAAGAACCUCAAACCAAACCCCAAAUGGGAUGUCUACUCAUUUGGCAUGAUUUUGCUUGAGCUCCUCAGUGGGAGGGUGUUGUCGACGGGAGAGCUGGAGCAAUGGGCGGUGGCAGCUGCUUCAAUUGGGGAAGAAAAGAACCAGGCGGUUCGGUUGGGUGACAUGGCGAUAAAAGGUGACAUGGAAGGCAAGGAAGAAGCCAUUCUAACAUGUUUUAGAUUAGGGUUUAGUUGCGUAUCGGUUGUGCCACAAAAGAGACCGUCCAUGAAGGAAGCAGUUCAAAUCCUAGAGAAAAUCACUUGGUGCUGAUAAAAUGGUGCAACAGCUUCAGGCUGCUUUCGACUCUUUAUUAAACCCUUUUGUUGACUUAAAAUGCUUUGGGCAUAAGGAGACUAGAUAGAUAUUUUGUUGAAUGUUGAUAGUAGUCAAUGCAAGAACAAAUGUACUUGUUUAACCCAUUAAUCUAAUGCAUAACCACCACAUACUACUACCAUA
Messenger RNA from Gossypium raimondii (Peruvian cotton), 3075 nucleotides. RefSeq names its product receptor protein kinase-like protein At4g34220. Gene Ontology annotation, biological process: protein phosphorylation. The record is from RefSeq and is a predicted model, not a curated record. The coding region runs from base 541 to 2889 and encodes 782 amino acids. Gene Ontology annotation, molecular function: protein binding; protein kinase activity; ATP binding. Lineage: Eukaryota; Viridiplantae; Streptophyta; Magnoliopsida; Malvales; Malvaceae. The transcript is spliced from 3 exons.